UUGUUUGUUUGUUUGUUUAUUUAUUUUAUUUUAUUUUUAUUACGUCUACAUGAUCUAUGGGAAAGUGCGAUUUUUUUCAUCACUUUUUUUCAUUUUUUGUAUCAUGCAUUUCCACUUUUUAUAAUUUCCCCCAUAAGUCAAGGCCACGCCUGAACGUCACACUCGCGCGUGCAAAACCAGUAUCCAAUCAUCUCCACAGCACUCUGACGUGAUUGUUACAUAUGACGCAAUAGAUGAAACUUGACUGCAGGGUCUGCAGGAUCUGUACAGCCCUGGAUUAUUGGGUCGUUUGGUCAUGCAGUGCGCCGGUGCAGGAUAAUGAAGACAUGCGACUGAAGGCAUUGCAUGUUCUUGCACGGUGUUCUCAGAGCGCAUCUCUGCACUAAAAGAACAAUGUCGCUCCAGAUGUUGUUUCCCAUUUUAAGCCUGUUGCUUAUGACCCAUGCAUGCACGUGCGUCGAAAUGGAUUUUUGCGAACUUGUGCGACUUGACAGCGCACCCCGAGAGCACGAGCAGAUCAGACCGGAUGGCAGUGUGUUUCAAAUACACGCUUUCCAACAGGUGUUCAGUCUGAACGUCGCACCUGACUCUAGUUUCCUCGCGCCUGACCUCGCACGUGUCUCCGCUCUGCGCCGCUGCUUCUACUCCGGGGAUGUGAACUCGGACCCUUCGUCCUCUGCGGGUCUCAGUGUGUGUGGAGGAGUGCGCGGUGCGUUCUCUUAUAACGGCAUGGAAUACGAUUUUCAGGUCAAAGCGAACGAGACGGUUGAUGCGUUUGGAAAGACGCACGUGAUACGCCGCCGCCGCACUCUAUAUAACGUCACUUCAAGAUGCGGAGUGACCACAGGAAUGAACCAAGGUACUGCAGAUUUACUCCAAAUACCCGAGCGCGUAAAGGCGCACGCCAAAAUGCGCACCAAAGCUCAUCUGAAAGGUGCUAACAGAUCCAAAAGGUUCGUUUCAUUACCCAGAUAUGUGGAGGUGUUGAUUGUAGCUGACGAGUCCAUGGCCAAGUUUCAUGGGGACGACCUGCGACAUUACCUUCUGACCCUCUUGGCUGUUGCUGCCAAGCUGUACAAACACCCAAGCAUCAUGAACCUUAUCAAUAUUGUAGUAGUGGAUAUGCUGGUGAUUCAUGAGCCUGAGGAAGGACCCAAGGUUUCCAGCAAUGCUGCUCUCACGCUGCGCAACUUCUGCACCUGGCAGAGAAAGUUGAACAAGAUGAAUGACAAACACCCUGAGUACUGGGACACUGCGAUUCUCUUCACAAAGCAGGAUUUGUGUGGGGCUACGACCUGUGACACUCUGGGCAUGGCUGAUGUUGGAACCAUUUGUGAUCCCAAAAGAAGCUGUUCAGUUAUUGAGGACGAUGGCCUACCCUCAGCCUUCACCACAGCACAUGAAUUAGGCCAUGUCCUCAAUAUGCCACAUGACAAUGUGAAGGCCUGUGAGAUGUUUGGGAAACCAAAGGACAACCACAUGAUGUCCCCUACCCUUAUCCAGAUUGAUUACAACAGUCCCUGGUCCAGUUGCAGUGCAGCCAUUCUGACUAACUUCCUAGAUUCUGGUCAUGGUGACUGUCUACUAGAUAAGCCCCAGAAGCUGCUCAUGCUACCUGAUAACUCUCCAGGGUCUGCCUACAGUCUUACCCACCAGUGUGAGUUGGCAUUCGGCUCUGGGUCCAAGCCUUGUCCAUACAUGCAAGCCUGCUCAAAGCUGUGGUGUACAGGAACGACCAGGGGUCAGUUGGUGUGCCAGACACGCCACUUCCCUUGGGCUGAUGGCACCAGCUGUGGCAACAACAGGAUAUGCUACAGGGGUGCUUGCACAAAUACGGACACCACCAUUAAACCCAUGUUAGAUGGACAGUGGUCUAAAUGGGGGUCAUAUGGAUCAUGUUCUCGAACAUGUGGAGGAGGAGUUCAACUGGCAAGAAGGGAGUGCAGUAGCCCUGUUCCUGAAAAUGGGGGCAAAUACUGCCAAGGCCUUCGUGUAAAAUAUCGCUCCUGCCACCUGGAACCUUGCAAAUAUUUAGGCAAAAGUUUUCGUGAGGAGCAGUGCGAGUCCUUCAAUAACUUCACUCUCAACACCAACAGACUUGGACCUUCUGUGAUGUGGGUCCCAAAAUACUCAGGAGUUUCUCCAAAAGACAGAUGCAAACUUAUCUGCAGAGCCAGUGGCACCGGAUACUUUUAUGUACUUGCGCCAAAGGUUGUGGAUGGAACACUCUGCUCCCCAGAUACUUCAGCAGUCUGUGUUCAAGGAAAGUGCAUUAAAGCAGGUUGCGAUGGAAAGCUGAGCUCCAACUUAAAGUUCGACAAGUGUGGUGUGUGUGGGGGGAACAACCAGAACUGUCAAAAAAUCUCUGGAGCAUUCACCAAACCUGUACAUGGGUAUAACUUUGUGAUCACUCUACCAGUUGGAGCCUCAAAUAUAGACAUCAGGCAACGUGGUUACCGUGGUUUGGUAAAUGAUGACAACUACUUGGCCAUCAAGAACAUUCAUGGUCAGUAUCUUCUCAAUGGAAAUUAUGUGGUCUCUACUGUUGGCCGACACAUCAUUGUAAAUGGCACUACACUACGCUACAGUGGAACAUCCACAGCAGUGGAGAAGCUGCAGGUAAUGAGACCACUUCAGGAGCCCCUGACAGUAGAGAUACUGUCUGUGGGGAAAAUGACACCUCCCCGUGUGCGCUAUUCCUACUACAUGAAUAAGGAGAAAGAGGGAAAGAUUCUGAAGAAGGAAGAGAAAAAGCAUGUACAGAACAGCGUUCUGGAUGACAAGGCGCAUCUAAAUAAUAAAGCCUAUCAAAAACCUUCCAGUAAAUGGGUUACCAGUGACUGGGAAGAAUGUUCUGUAACCUGUGGAAAUGGCUUACAGAAAAGACUUGUCCAAUGCCUGGACUCGAAUGGGAAAGUAACUGCAUACUGUGACAGCACCGAAAGACCUGGUUCUCAGAAGGCGUGCGGGGACCCUUGCCCUAUGUGGAGUAUCGGUGAGUGGUCUGCUUGCUCAAAAAGCUGUGGGAAAGGUUUUAAGAAACGGCCUCUACACUGUAUCACUAAAACCAGACUAGUCUUACCCAGAAACCACUGCUCAAGCAAGAAGAAACCCCAAGAACUGGAUUUCUGUAUUGUACAAACAUGCUAGCGACUUGUCAAGACUCGCUGGAACUCCUUUAAGCAUUGCGGACAUACUCUGUAGAACUGUUGUUUUCAGUCUAAACAAACCUCUUUGAUUUA
Silurus meridionalis is the source of this 3242-nucleotide messenger RNA. It is a transcript of the gene adamts15b, whose product is annotated as A disintegrin and metalloproteinase with thrombospondin motifs 15. Lineage: Eukaryota; Metazoa; Chordata; Actinopteri; Siluriformes; Siluridae. The record is from RefSeq and is a predicted model, not a curated record. Gene Ontology annotation, biological process: extracellular matrix organization; proteolysis. Gene Ontology annotation, molecular function: metalloendopeptidase activity; zinc ion binding.